AUGCCUACUAACUCAUCUUUAAUUGAACCUAAAGCAAUUAAUGAGAUAAGUUAUACUUUAUACUAUGGGACUUUUAUUCACACGCCAAGUUUAAAAGAAUUGGAUAUAUCAUUUAAUACCAUUGUGGGAGUUAACAACUUGGGAGUGAUUGAUUUCAUUCAUAAGAAUUAUAAUCCUGAUCAUCAUAAUAAUAUGUCUCCUGUUCAAUUCUUUAUCAAAAAUAGACACUUUGAUUUCAUUGAUUAUUCUCAAGAACCAACUAAAUUCUUUGUCCCUGGUUUCAUCGAUACUCAUAUCCAUGCAUCACAAUUCCCUAACAUCGGUAUUGGAUUAGAUUGUCCUUUAUUAGAUUGGUUAAACAACUAUACCUUCCCAUUAGAAAAUGAAUUUACUAAUUCAAAUUCAACUGAUUCAAAAUUAAAAUUUGCUAAAGAUAUUUAUUCUCAAGUUAUUGAAAAGACUUUAAAUAAUGGUACAACCUGUGCAUCAUAUUUCACAACUAUUGAUCCUCAAACUACAAAUUUAUUUGCUGAAUUAUUAUUAAGAUUUGGUCAAAGAGGGUUUGUAGGUAAAGUUUGUAUGGAUCAUAAUGAAACUUAUGCCGAUUAUCUGGAAACAUUUGAAGAAUGUAUUGAUUCUAUGAAUGCAAUUAUCAAUCAUUUACAUAAUUUAAAUCCUCAAGAUGAAAUUUUAGUUAAACCAAUUAUAACUCCCAGAUUCGCACCUGUUUGUACUCGUGAUUUAUUAUUCUUUUUAGGGCAAUUAAGUAAAUCUCAUAAUUUACCAAUUCAAACUCAUAUAAGUGAAAAUGAAAAGGAAAUUGAAUUGGUUCAUGAUUUAUUUCCUGAUUGUGAAGAUUAUGCUUCAGUUUAUAAUAAACAUAAUUUAUUAGGAGAAUCAACUAUUUUAGCUCAUGCUAUUCAUUUAACUAAAAAAGAACGAAAAAUUAUUAAACAAAAAAAUUGUUCUAUAAGUCAUUGUCCAACUUCAAAUACAUUUAUUUCAAGUGGUGAAGCUCCUAUAAAGAAGUAUCUUUAUGAAGAUGAAAUUAAUGUUUCAUUGGGUACUGAUGUUAGUGGAGGUUUUGAUCUGAGUAUUUUAGCCAUUAUAAAACAUUGUAUUUUAGUAAGUCAUCAUUUAGCCAUGAAAACUAAGAAUCAAAAGGAUAAAUUAUCAAUCAAUGAUGCUUUAUUUAUGGCUACUCAAGGUGGUGCACAAGCUGUUGGUAUGGCUGAUCAAAUUGGAACCUUUGAAUUAGGUAAAAAAUUCGAUGUUCAAUUAAUUGAUUUAAAAAGUGAAGAUUCUAAUGUUGAUGUUUUCGAUUGGCAAUUACCAUUUAAAGAACAUCAUACAAGUAUUGAGAAUCAUAAAUCAUUAUCUAAAGAUGAACAAUCUAAAAAAAUGUUUGAUUUAUUAGGUAAAUGGAUUUUUAGUGGGGAUGAUAGAAACUGUGUAAAAGUAUGGUGUAAUGGUAGAUUGGUAGUUAAUAAAGUUCGUUAUAAUCAUGAUGACAGAUGGGUGAUGUGUUAAUUGAUUGAAUUUGCUUAUUUAUUUACGUUUGUGUAAAACAAAAAACGGUUAUGGUUAAUGUGAUGCUUGCAUCCAUUUCAUUUAGUUAACUCAUUGAUGAGUUGAUGACAUAUAUUCUAUUUAAUUCUAUGUAUAAUUUAA
Scheffersomyces coipomensis is the source of this 1671-nucleotide messenger RNA. Its product is annotated as guanine deaminase. The coding region runs from base 1 to 1530 and encodes 509 amino acids. Gene Ontology annotation, molecular function: guanine deaminase activity; zinc ion binding. The transcript is spliced from 2 exons. NCBI's taxonomy places the organism in Eukaryota, Fungi, Ascomycota, Pichiomycetes, Serinales, Debaryomycetaceae. Gene Ontology annotation, cellular component: cytosol. The record is from RefSeq and is a predicted model, not a curated record. Gene Ontology annotation, biological process: guanine metabolic process.